Molecule: messenger RNA, 216 nt
Organism: Phytophthora nicotianae INRA-310
Lineage: Eukaryota; Oomycota; Peronosporomycetes; Peronosporales; Peronosporaceae
Exons: 1
Coding region: 1-216 (71 amino acids)
Source: RefSeq, a predicted model, not a curated record
AUGGCAGGCAUUCGAUCACCCCAAGAGAGUUUGCAACCGUACUGCUGUACAUCGCUGGAGCCAACAUCUCUGCUGUAUUUUUCCGCUCUUUUCUCUUCGCCUACGGUGGUCUACGUGCCGCUCGAGCCACGUACAACAAGCUGGUACAGAGCGUGUUUGCCGCUCCUUUGUGGUUUUUUGAACGUACACCCACCGGCCGUGUUCUCAAUCGAUUGA